AUGAUUCGGGAACCCUAUUAUAGCUCAUCAAGUGCCACUUCAUAUAUCAAACCAUCAAAUCCCAAAAUAUAUUCAUUUAUUUCUCAUGAUUUACCAACCAUUAAUUCAAACCAUAUUAGUGUAGCUCCAAGUUAUCAAUUAUCCGCCAUAAAGCUUUCUCCACCACCAACCACAUCUCAUGGAUCUAAAUCAUCAUUAAGAAGAAAUUCAGUUGAACCUUAUUAUACAAAGGCUGUUAAAAUUGGUACUUUACCUCCAAGAAUUUCUUCAAUCUUUAAAUAUACUUUUGUUGAUGAUGAAGAUGAUAUUCAACCACAUCAUCGUCAAAAAGAUAAUUCAGAUGAUUUAGAUGAUUAUGCUGUAUUAUCAGAUUCUGAUAAUGAACCAGUUAUUGAUUCUGAUGAUGAUUCUGAUAAUGGAUAUCUUUUCUUUGGGAAAAGCAAAUCAGUAAAUCAUCAUAAUGUAUUGAAACCACCUUCUUCAGGUGAAAGUUUAUCAAGAAAAGUUAGUGAUAAUUAUACUUCAAGAUAUGAAUUAGAUACUGAUUCAGAAGAUGAAACUAUUCUUGUUGAAGAGUUCAAUAAAUUAAUGAGACCUAUAAAAGCAACUAAAUCAGAUAAUAAUCUCUUUAAUUUGAAACCACCUCAUUUACAAAGCUUGAAUGAAUUAAAUGAUUCAUUAUUACAAAAAUCCAAUAAUCCAAAUGUUUUAACUAAUGUUAGAUCAAGAACCAUUUCUGAAAAUUUAGUUGAACCACCUAAAUUACAUAUGAAGGUGUAUAAUUAUGAAGAUAUUUUCACACAUCCUGCUCCUUUAAAAAUAGGUUAUGAUCGUGAUGAUUAUGACUAUGGUUUUGAAACAAAAUAUUUAAUUUAA
Scheffersomyces amazonensis is the source of this 876-nucleotide messenger RNA. RefSeq lists its product as uncharacterized. The record is from RefSeq and is a predicted model, not a curated record. The transcript has a single exon. The coding region runs from base 1 to 876 and encodes 291 amino acids. NCBI's taxonomy places the organism in Eukaryota, Fungi, Ascomycota, Pichiomycetes, Serinales, Debaryomycetaceae.